Vicugna pacos (alpaca) is the source of this 1870-nucleotide messenger RNA. Lineage: Eukaryota; Metazoa; Chordata; Mammalia; Artiodactyla; Camelidae. The record is from RefSeq and is a predicted model, not a curated record.
CAGCUAGAGAAGAGGCUGCGUAGAACGUGGCGAGGAAAGCGCUCGCCCCCAAGACCGCGACCAGCGCCGCCACAACCUUCUCCGCGACCUCGCCCGGGGUAGAGCCGCAUCCCACCCCGUCGCCCACCACCCGGCACUGCGCAGGCGCCGGCGGAGCCCCAGCGCGGCCCGUCCUCUCGCGCGCUCUCCGACCUCCCGGGCAAGUUCCCGGGCAGGGUAGGCGCGGUGCUUCCUGGGUGUUGUAGUGCAAUUCCCGACGAAGCGCCGCUUGCGGACCGGGCGCUGGGUUACCAGGACUACUUCUUCCAGCGUGCCCCGCGCGGGGUCAGCGCCGAGAGGCGGAUCCGAGAAGCCGGCCGCGGCGAGAGGAGGGAGUGCGCAUGCGCGCUGGGCCGGCUGAUCCAGUUCCGUCCCAAUCAUUGUAAACAGGCGGAGGUUGGGGCGGGGUGGGAAUGGGGCGCCCGAGGCCGGCCGGGGGUGCAGCGCAGGAGGCGGCUGCGGCGGCGGCGUGAGCGGAGGUGGCGGCGGCUGCGGCUGGGCGGGCACAGGUGAGAUGGACAGGUAACAGACAAGCCCCCGCACGGUCUGUCCCGGCGGCAGCAUGACCGAGUGCUUCCUGCCCCCGACCAGCAGCCCCAGCGAACACCGCAGGGCAGAGCACAGCGGAGGGCUCCCCCGCACCCCCAGCUCGGAGGAGAUCAGCCCCACCAAGUUCCCCGGCCUCUACCGCACGGGCGAGCCCUCGCCUCCCCACGAUGGCCUCCACGAGCCUCCUGACAUCGUGUCCGAUGACGAGAAGGACCAUGGGAAGAAAAAAGGGAAAUUUAAGAAAAAGGAAAAAAGGAGAAUUAAAUCCAAGGUGGAUGAGCUGAAGGCGGCCUAUGACAGAGAGGAGCCCCCGAACUUGGAGGAGUACGACGCGAACACGGUGGCCAGUUUGCUGAAGCAGUACCUGCGGGACCUGCCGGAGAACCUGCUCACCAGGGAGCUGCUGCCGCGCUUCGAGGAGGCCUGUGCGAGGAGCACUGAGGGCGAGAAGGUGCAGGAGUUCCAGCGCCUGCUGAGGGAGCUGCCCGAGUGUAACCAGCUCCUCAUCUCCUGGCUCAUCGUGCACAUGGACCACGUCAUCGCCAAGGAGCUGGAAACCAAGAUGAACAUCCAGAACAUCUCCAUAGUGCUCAGCCCGACUGUCCAGAUUAGUAACCGUGUACUGUAUGUGUUUUUCACACACGUGCAAGAGCUCUUUGGGAACGUGACGCUGAAGCAGGUGACGAAGCCUCUCCGCUGGUCCAACAUGGCCACGAUGCCCACGCUGCCCGAGGCCCAGGAGAGCAUCAAGGAGGAGAUCCGGAGGCAGGAGUUUCUUUUGAAUUGUUUACAUCGAGACCUGCAGGGCGGGAUAAAGGACUUGUCUAAAGAGGAGCGCCUGUGGGAGGUGCAGAGGAUCCUGACAGCCCUCAAAAGAAAACUGAGAGAAGCUAAGAGACAGGAGUGCGAGAGCAAGAUUGCACAAGAGAUAGCCAGUCUUUCUAAAGAGGACGUUUCCAAAGAAGAAAUGAAUGAGAAUGAAGAAGUCAUAAAUAUUCUUCUUGCCCAGGAGAACGAGAUCCUGACCGAGCAGGAGGAGCUCCUCGCCAUGGAGCAGUUUCUGCGCCGACAGAUCGCCUCGGAGAAGGAGGAGAUCGAGCGGCUCCGAGCCGAGAUCGCCGAGAUCCAGAGCCGGCAGCAGGGCCGCAGCGAGACGGAGGAGUGCUCCUCGGACAGUGAGAGCGAGAGCGAGGACGAGGACGAGCUGCAGGCCAUCCUGGAGGAGCUGCAGAGGCAGAACGAGGAGCUGGAGCAUGUUUCAGACUGAGUAGGAGAGCGUCUU